Cuscuta campestris is the source of this 2403-nucleotide messenger RNA. Lineage: Eukaryota; Viridiplantae; Streptophyta; Magnoliopsida; Solanales; Convolvulaceae. The record is from the annotation of a GenBank genome assembly.
AAUAUUAAAAAUGCCUAAAAAAGAAUAAAAAGAACCAAACCAAACUCAACUUAUCAAACUACCCUGUCUGGAUCGAUCAUAUGGCUUGGAUCGAUCCUCUGGGAGUAGUUUUUCACAUCAUGGAUCGAUCUAGAGGGCUGGAUCGAUCCCCCGAAGUUCUGAUCCGAAAAUUUGCCCGAAAUUGCUAUUUUUGAGAUCUAAAAUCCUAUUUUUGAUACCAAUUGAUUAUGAUUAUUUUAAGGAUGAUUCUUUACAAUAAAAAUGAUGUUUUUAACAAAUAAAAAUGUUAUGUGAUGCAUGACGGAACGGAGGGAAUAUUAUGGUAUAUGGAGCACGUACUAUUGUUUCUAAAAAUCGAAGGGAUAUAUAAUCUUUCUUUUUUAGAAAGUAUGGAAUAUAGAUAAUUUGAAAUGGAAAUAAAUUGAUUCCCUCGUCCAAAAAAAUGUUCUCAUUUUGACCUUUAGAAAUUUUAAGGAAUGGUUAUUUUUGUGUAGAUUUUUCAAAAUAUCCUUAUUGCGAUGAGUAAAAAUAUGAUGUAAUGUGUAAAUUAAUAGUAAAAAAGUAUGAUAUUGUAAAUAGAUUAAGGAUUAAUAUUCAAGAUUCUAAAUUUUGUGGGAGGAGUAAAAAAGAAAGAGAGAAAUUUUUUGGAAUGGUGAAGUAGUAUAUUAGGAAUAUAUGUUGACCAGUCAUGGUUAUGCAUUUAAGUGCAUUAAGUAUUCAAGUCCGAAGAUUACAUGCACUUUAUGCCAACGAUCACAUAUUUGCCAACCAUAAAUAGAAUGCAAAAUCUCACUCAAACAUCACAAUUGAUUGAAAGAAAAAACCAAUCACACAAUAUGGCCUUUUAUCACAAUCUAGCAACAAUCUUGUUUGGCAUCCUUCUUAUACCCCUCAUCUUCUUCACCAACGUGCACGGAGAUGUGAUAGACGACGUGUGCGCGAAGGCGCUACGCCCUCCCUUGUGCCAGAAAGUCCUAAGGGGGGACCCGCGCUCGAAGAACGCGGAUCUCAAAACCCUAGGGUCCAUCGCGAUCGACAUCACCACAAAACAAGCCAAGUCGGGACAGAGCCUUGUUCAGUCCCUACUGAAGAAGGCCACUGACCCCAAACAGAAGUCCGCGCUCUCCACGUGCGUGGAGAACUACGGGGACUCCAUCGACAAUCUCGGGGAGUGCCCGGGUCUGUUGAGGUCAGGGGACUACGGAGGGGUGAACAUCAAAGCGUCUGCCGCUUUUGAUGAUUUCGAGACUUGCAAUGACGGGUUUUCUGAUCUCUCCAUACCCGAGCCUCCCAAACUCAAGGAUUCGAGUUCUAUGUCGCAGGGUGUUUUCGACGACGUUUGCGCGAAGACGCAACAUCCCUCGAUAUGCCUACAGGCUUUGCGAUCCGAUCCUCGUACCACGGGAGCGGAUCUUGAAACCCUGGGACUCAUCUCCAUAGACAUUUCCACAAACGAAACGAAAACCGCGAAAGCAAUCGUCAACGCGCUUCUCGCAGGUGCCAGAGACGACCCGAGACUCGAAAACCGGUACGAGUCGUGCUUGGAGAACUACCAAGACUCCAUUGAGAGCUUGGAGAUCUGCCCAGAUAUGUUGAGGAUGAGAGACUAUGCAAGCUUGAAUAUUAGAGCUUCCGCGGCCAUGGACGGGCCCGAUACUUGCGACGACAAUUUCGAAGACCCGCCGGCGGAACCGGCGGAGCUCAGAGAUGAGAGUGUGAAGGUGCAAACACUUUGUAGCAUUGUUUGUGUUAUCAGCAAUGUAUUGUUGAAAGAGAGCCAUAAUAAUAACAUGACUCUCAUGGAGACUCAUAAUUUAGUUGAUGAUGUCUGCUCAAAGACUUCACGCCCCAUCACAUGCACGCAAGUUUUACGAUCCGAUCCCCGAUCCAAAACCCCCGACCUUCUCGCGCUCGGAUUCGUCGCGGUUGACAUCGCGACGAACCAGGCCCGAUCGGGUAAAACCCUUCUUGAGUCUCUUCUCAAGAGGCCCACUACCGGCCCGAAACUCAAAACGAUAUAUUCGUCGUGUUUGGAAAACUACGGAGAUUCUCUUGACGAUAUAGGGAAUCUCUCGGGCUUCUUGAGGUCCAAAGACUAUGGGAGUGUCGGAGCUUACGCGUCUGCCGCUCUAAGUGGGCCCGACACUUGUGACGGGAGCUUUUCGACCCCUUCCGAUGAGCCAUUGCCACUGAAAGCUGCUAGUGACAAGCUGCAAGCUAUUUGCGCGGCUGUCUUGUCUAUUAACAAUAAAUUGCAGGGGCAAUAAAUUGUUAGAGGAUGUUUUUUUCACUUGGGAGUAACAUUAUACUCCCUUUUGUUCCAAAAUAAGCUUUUAGUUUGAGUUUUAUGCACAAAGUACCCAAAUUUGGAUCAUAAUAUGAAAACAAAUUGAGUUAUAAUGU